CUUUUCAAGGUCGACCAUGUCGGGAGUAGCCAUUGCCAUCAAUGCAGCCAUUUCGGGCGCUGCCUACUGCAUGACAGUGCGGAUGAUUCCCCGCUUCCGGGAGAUGUUCAUCAAGGCCAAUCUCUUUGGCAACGAUCUCUGCAAGAAGGACAAGCCACAGGUACCCGAAUCCUUUGGCGUGCUGAUUGGUUGUGUGUUCCUGGUCUCCCUGUUUCUGUUCAUACCCAUUCCCUUCGCCUUCGAUGAGGCGGCUGCCACGGAUGCGAUUACUGGAGGCAAACCCGACACCUUUCCACACGAUAAGUUCGUGGAAUUGAUUGCCGCCCUCCUGUCCAUUUGCUGCAUGAUCUUCCUGGGCUUCGCCGACGACGUCUUGGAUCUGCGAUGGCGCCACAAGCUGCUGCUGCCCACCAUCGCCACGUUGCCCCUGCUGAUGGUGUACUACGUCAACUAUAACUCCACCACAGUCAUUAUGCCCAACUUUGCGAGGGAUCUGUUUGGCACUUCGUUAAAUAUAGGUGUUCUAUACUACGUAUUUAUGGGCAUGCUGGCGGUAUUCUGUACAAAUGCCAUUAACAUCCUGGCGGGCAUUAAUGGCCUAGAGGUCGGACAAUCCCUCAUUAUUGCAGCCUCCAUUUUGGUGUUCAAUGCCAUCGAAUUGUUCCUGGGUCACCAGGUGGAUUCGCAUAUAUUCUCGAUUUAUUUCAUGCUACCUUUCCUGGCCACAACGCUAGCGCUUUGGAAGUUCAACAAAUAUCCCUCGCAGGUGUUCGUCGGAGACACGUACUGCUACUUUGCGGGCAUGACCUUUGCCGUGGUCGGCAUCCUGGGACAUUUCAGCAAGACGCUUCUUCUGUUCUUCCUGCCGCAAAUCCUGAACUUCCUGUACUCCACCCCGCAGCUGUUCCACUUUGUGCCCUGUCCCCGUCACCGGCUGCCCAAGUACGACGCCAAGACGGAUCUGCUCCACAUCAGCACCACGGAGUUCCGCUUGGAGGAUCUCAACACUCCGGGCCGUUUGAUGGUCACAGUUUUACGCAAGCUGCGACUUAUUAGCUGGCACACCAAAGCGGAUGGGAUCGUAAGGACCAACAAUUUAACCCUCAUCAACUUUGUGCUGGUCAUUUUUGGUCCCGUCCACGAACGAGUGGUCACGCAGAUGCUGAUGGGAUUCCAGGUGCUGUGCACACUGAUUGCGCUCACCAUUCGCUAUCCCCUGGCUAACUAUUUUUACGCGAAAACGUAGCCCCCGGAUCUUAUCCUUCAUUUAUUCUGAUAUUUAUUGUAGUAAGCCUUGGCUAAGUUAACUAACUAUACAAACAGAAUACAUUUAUUUAAUGCCUACACAAAAUAUUUCCCAAAAGUAAGUCAUAAGAAAAAUUCUGUAUUUCACUCGUCAAUAAAGAACCAAGCGAAUUAACUCUAAA
Messenger RNA from Drosophila takahashii, 1427 nucleotides. It is a transcript of the gene Alg7, whose product is annotated as Alg7 dolichyl-phosphate N-acetylglucosaminephosphotransferase. Gene Ontology annotation, molecular function: UDP-N-acetylglucosamine-dolichyl-phosphate N-acetylglucosaminephosphotransferase activity. The record is from RefSeq and is a predicted model, not a curated record. Gene Ontology annotation, cellular component: membrane. Lineage: Eukaryota; Metazoa; Arthropoda; Insecta; Diptera; Drosophilidae. Gene Ontology annotation, biological process: protein N-linked glycosylation; dolichol-linked oligosaccharide biosynthetic process.